Messenger RNA from Syngnathoides biaculeatus (alligator pipefish), 2415 nucleotides. RefSeq names its product FKBP prolyl isomerase 10b (gene fkbp10b). The transcript has 10 exons. The coding region runs from base 132 to 1979 and encodes 615 amino acids. Gene Ontology annotation, molecular function: peptidyl-prolyl cis-trans isomerase activity; calcium ion binding. The record is from RefSeq and is a predicted model, not a curated record. NCBI's taxonomy places the organism in Eukaryota, Metazoa, Chordata, Actinopteri, Syngnathiformes, Syngnathidae.
UCUAGUUUUGUACAAAUUGGAAAUGAGUCUGUGACUUGCUUUAUUAUUAUUAUUUUUGGGGUCGGGUUCAUCACGCCACUGCACUUUAUUGUGGCGCCGGAAGUUGAGUACCGGAAGCUCAGUGUGUUCCCAUGAUAGCUGCCUUGCCGACAGGCACUCCCCCCAAAAAGUGCGACCGACCUUCCCUCCUUCCCUCCUCCUUCCUUCUUUCGGAGUCCUCUUCCGCUCGCCGACGUGUGCACCGUUUUUGGUUUAAAAAAAAAAAAAAAAAAAAAAUGUUUUCCUGCGGCAUCUCGGCCGCGUUGCUGCUGCUGCCGCUGGUGCGCUGGGCAGGCUGCAACCCGAGCCCGCUCGGGGACGUGGUGGUGGUCAGCCACUUCGUCCCCGCGACGUGCACGCGACAAGCCCAAGACGGAGAUCAGGUCCGCUAUCACUACAACGCCACUUUUGUCGACGGGAAAACUUUCGAUUCCAGCUACCAGCGAGGGGCCGCCAAGGUGGGCCUCCUCGGGGAGGGUCGCCUGAUCGCCGGCAUGGAGAAAGGUCUGCUGGGCAUGUGCGUCAACGAGCGGCGGAGCGUCACCGUGCCCCCACACCUGGCCUACGGCAGCGACGGGGCAGGUGACGUCGUCCCGCCGGACACCACGCUGGUCUUCGACAUCCUCCUGCUGGACCUGUGGAACAAAGCGGACCUGGUGGUCACCAAGACCAUCAGCACCCCCAAAGACUGCAAGCGCUCUGUGAUGCGCGGCGACUUCGUGCGCUACCACUACAACGGCACCCUGCUGGACGGCGCCGCCUUCGACUCCAGCUUCGUGCGGAAGCAGACUCGCGACUCCCUGGUGGGCGAAGGCUGGCUGGUCAAGGGCCUGGACGAGGGCCUGCUGGGCAUGUGCGUGGGCGAGAUCCGGAAUAUCCUCAUCCCGCCCUUUAAAGGCUACGGAGAAAAAGGCUCAGGCGUGGAGGUGCCCCCCCACGCCACUCUGGUGUUUGACGUCCUGCUGGUGGACGUCCACAACCCCAAGGACAACAUCACCGUUGAGGACCAGGCGGUCCCCGAGUCGUGCAGCCGCAGGUCCGUGGCGGGGGAUUACGUCCGCUACCACUACAACGGAACCUUCCUGAAUGGCGUCACCUUCGACACCAGCUACCAGAGGAACACCACGUACAACACUUACAUCGGGAUGGGCUACGUCAUCACAGGGAUGGACCAGGCCCUGCUCGGGGUCUGCAUGGGCGAGCGGAGGAGGGUCAUCAUCCCGCCGCAUCUCGCGUACGGAGAAGGCGGCGCAGGCAACGUGAUCCCGCCGUCCGCCGUGCUGGUCUUUGACGUCCACAUCGUGGACUUCCACAACCCCGGCGACAAAGUGGACGUGCAGGUCCUCCACCGGCCGCCGGAGUGCAACGAGACCACCGAGCAGGACGACCUGGUCCACUACCACUACAACUGCACCCUGGUGGACGGCACUCGCCUCUUCUCCUCCCAGGACUACGAGACCCUCCAGAACGCGGUGGUGGGGGCGGACAAGGUGAUCGACGGGCUGGACCAGGCCUUGCGGGGCAUGUGCGAGGGCGAGAGGCGGCUGGUCACCGUCCCGCCUCACUUGGCCCACGGAGAAAAAGGAGCCCCGGGCGUGCCGAGCAGCGCCGUGCUGGUGUUCGACAUCGAGAUGGUGCGCUUGCAGAAGGGCGUGCCGCCGGGUUACCUGUUCGUGUGGCUGCAGGACACGCCCGAAGAUCUGUUCCAGGCCAUGGACGUCGACAAGGACGGCGCCGUGGCCCAGCAAGAGUUCGCCGACUUUAUCCAGCUUCAGGUGUCAGAGGGCAAAGGUCGCCUCAGGCCCGGGGCGCCGGCGGAUCAGGUGAUCGCCGACAUGUUCGCCAACCAGGACCGCAACAAAGACGGGCGCAUCACGGCCGAAGAGCUCAAGCUGAAGGUAGACGAGGACACGGAGCGGGCGGAACACGACGAGCUGUGAUCGACCGACCGAUCGAUCGAUCGAUCGGUUGGUCGGCGGCCGCCGCUCUCCUGCUGUUGUCUCAGGGACAAACGUCAACACUUUAAGGACACGCACGACAGACAUUUUCUUUUUUGUUUUUGUGAUGUUUGUCUUAUUCUGUGUUGGGCGUGUAAGACGAGACAAAGAAAGCACCCGGAAAGUCACACCAGGCAAAAUUUUACAGUCACACUUUAAACUUCAGAUAAUACCGCAACAUCCGUUUGGUAUUAAAUAUAACACGCGGAAAUGUCAAUUGUCAUUUUCAUUGGAACAUUACAAUCAAUAAGGUUGCACUGACCAAAGAAAAACAUUUAAGUGUGAAAACAUUUUUCUAUAUAUCUUGUUUUUUUUUUUUUUUUAAAUCUGGAGAUGUGCACUUUUAAAUUUUGAACAUGAGACCAUUGUUUUUUUUUUU